Molecule: messenger RNA, 720 nt
Organism: Rotaria sp. Silwood1
Lineage: Eukaryota; Metazoa; Rotifera; Eurotatoria; Philodinida; Philodinidae
Source: the annotation of a GenBank genome assembly
AUGUCUAUCGAAGAAUUUAAAUGUCGAUUUUUACAAACCAUUCCUAAUCAUCGUACCAUUAUGGCAGAAUUAUUAGAAAAUCCUGUUAUGUUAGAUUUGGUUCAAAAUCGUGCUGUACUACUCUCUCAUUUCGCAGCAUUAAAAAUUGAAGAAGAUUUUUGGAAUUAUGUCGCUAAUGCAGCAAUGCCUACUGUAAGAUGGCUAUCUCAAACAUCGAAAGAUGUAACAAAACGAAAUUUCAUUAAUUGGGAUUAUCCACGAACGGAGCGUAAUAUUCAACAUCGACAAAUUAUAAUUAGUAAUAAGUUAAAACAAGCACAGACGAAUCUCAAUGUUCAUUUACUAGAAACACUUCCCAGUGAAAUACUACACCAGGAACUCUCUGUUCACGAAUUGAUCAAUAUCAUUCAUGAUGCUCUUAGUAUUCUCGUACAGAAAGAUUUUGCUAAUUAUCUGAGUUACUUUGAACACAAGAAAACUAUGUUAUACCUUGAUAUUCAUGAAGUUUAUCAUGUCAAAUGUUUCUAUGAAUGUAAUCCAACUGAACCACAGUUAACAUUAUUGUCAUCUAUUAUAAUAAUGCAAACAAACACUGAAACUUCAUGGAAUCCAGAAGAGGAUGAAGCUUUAAGAGAUUACGAAAAAAUACCUAUUGAUCUUCCAUGGAAUCAAAAGCAUCCAACAAAAUCGUCAACAGAAAGUGAAGUAAAUAUCGCUUAG